This is a messenger RNA of Macadamia integrifolia, 2327 nucleotides long. Its product is annotated as probable WRKY transcription factor 14. Gene Ontology annotation, cellular component: nucleus. The transcript is spliced from 3 exons. Bases 277 to 1575 code for a protein of 432 amino acids. NCBI's taxonomy places the organism in Eukaryota, Viridiplantae, Streptophyta, Magnoliopsida, Proteales, Proteaceae. The record is from RefSeq and is a predicted model, not a curated record. Gene Ontology annotation, biological process: regulation of DNA-templated transcription. Gene Ontology annotation, molecular function: DNA-binding transcription factor activity; transcription cis-regulatory region binding.
UCUCUCUCUCUCUCGUCUGAAAACUGGUUCUUUGUUUUUGAGAACAACAUCAGUUUCAACCUUCCCAACCGAUCUGCUUUUUUGGCUUCCCCAGCAAGACCCAUCAUCAUCAUCAUCCCCAGUUCGAUUUCCAGCUCAAUCAAAUCCCAAAAACAGAAUAUAAUUUCAUGUAUUUUUUGACUUUUGUUGUGUUCGAAACUCGAAACUAGAAACUAAUCAAAAACCAGAGUCCAAUGAAAUCAGAUUCCUUUUACUUACACUUGUUUAUUUAUAAAUAUGUGUAGUUUAUCUUGGCAAAGGAUGGAGAAUUAUCAAGGCGAUUUAGCAGAUAUAGUUCGUGCAGGUGGUAGCAGCUCUGGAACUGGAAGUAGUACUACAAACAACCCAAUUUUAGAUUGGCAAUUCCCUUCAGAAUCCACCAAUUUUCAGUCUUUGACGAUGGCCGCCGCGGCCGAUGAUGAUUUCGGGGAUCCUUAUUCUAAUUCGCGAGAUUCAUUGCUUCAAGAACUUGGAAUAGCAGCAGGCUUUGAUACAUCAAAUUCUAAUACAGGCCUUGUUCAGAUGAAUAUGCAAGAUACUAGUGCUAGUAGUGUUACUGGUAAUCUUCUUUCUCAGAAGAUUUUGGAUGAAGAGAUGAGGCCUUGCAGUAUCUUCUCAAGGAUGCUUCAGAUCUCACCUAACACAGCAAUACCGGUUUCGCCACAUGACUUGUCGGCGAUGGCAGCUUCACCUAGGGGAAUUAAGACUUCUUCUUCUUCUUCCUUAGCUGCUAGUGAUAUACUAAGGGUUAACAGCUCCACAGGUUGCUCAAUUGAGAAUGGAGUGGUACAGAUCCCAUCACCAAGGAAUCCUGGUAUCAAGAGAAGAAAGAGUCAGGCAAAGAAGGUGGUUUGCAUCCCAGCACCAGCAGCUGCAAACAGCAGGCCUAGUGGAGAAGUAGUGCCAUCAGAUCUCUGGGCAUGGAGAAAGUAUGGCCAGAAACCCAUCAAAGGUUCUCCAUAUCCAAGGGGCUAUUAUAGAUGCAGCAGCUCUAAAGGUUGUUCUGCAAGGAAACAAGUGGAGAGGAGUCGAACUGAUCCCAACAUGUUGGUCAUUACCUACACUUCUGAACAUAAUCACCCAUGGCCAACUCAGAGAAAUGCUCUUGCUGGCUCAUCCAGGUCUCAGCCUGCAAAGAAUAACACUGCUUCAAAAAGCUCACCAUCUUCACAAGCCUCAAAAUCCACAAAUUUGAAGGAAGAACAUAAGGAAAACAAUAGUGAUCAUAGUGUGGCACCAACUGUUCCAGGGGGAUCAACAGUCUCUACAGCUAUUAAGGAGGAAGAGAUGACUGAAUUAGACAAGGCAGAAGACAUGGAUAACAAUGAAUUCAGUCAAGGUUUCCAUCAGAGUUAUCGGCCGGCACCUCCAGACUCUGAUCAGUCUGAUAGCUUCUUUGCUGAUUUGGCAGAAUUGGAACCAGACCCUCUAAAUCUCUUACUUUCUCAAGGAUUCAAUGGUGAGAAAAUGGAUGAAGAAAGAGACAAUAAGGCCUUAGAUCCCUUCAGCCUCUUUGAUUGGACAGGGAACAACUAGCUUUUCCCAUUACAUAAUGUAGGAGAGGGGUUUAUGGAAAACUGAAGCAAAGCCACUAAGACAACUUUAGUUACAGUCUUGUGGUGCAAUUCAUUCACUGGCAGUAAUAAACCUUAAAUUCCAGUAUCAUAUGAUAUGAUGAGAGGAAUUCUACUAUUAUAUUUAUUGUUAUUUACCAGAAUUACAGUGCAGAUUAGGAAAAGAGUAUAGACUGUUGGUUGAUUUUGAACAGACCCAUGAUACCCACAUUCUUUGGAAUACUGGUGGAUGGGACAGAAAGUAGAGGAACAGAAGCUCUCAACAGUCGAAACAAGUACGUGUCUCAGACAUGACUGAAAAGCCUUGCAAGAGAGUUGAUAUAAGAUGGGACCUCUUUUUUUCUUCUUCUUUCCAUUCUCUUAUCUUUCAAAGUGGGAAAAAUCAUUCAAGCGCCUCGUUUGUUUUUUGGGAAUUCCUGAAAGGAAAACACAAAAAGCUUCAAGUCGUGAGAAAAAAUAAAAUGAAUGAAAGAUGACAAGAGAGAAAAGCAAAAAGAAGUGGGGUGAGAAAGAAAAAAGCUUUCUUCAAAAAAAAAAAAAGAAAGAAAAAAGCUUGACUUAUCUUAUCAAUGUCUUUUGAUGUGAAAAGAAGAGAUAUAUAGCGAAUACAAGGUUUUGUGUUCCCCAGCUUUCUGUUCUUGAAUCCCUUUUCUCCCCAAAUUGUUUUUGGAGGUUUAUUUAAAGUGUAUCAACUAUUGCAAGUUGUUUGUGAGG